Polistes canadensis is the source of this 3464-nucleotide messenger RNA. It is a transcript of the gene Sas-6, whose product is annotated as spindle assembly abnormal protein 6 homolog. Bases 219 to 2228 code for a protein of 669 amino acids. Lineage: Eukaryota; Metazoa; Arthropoda; Insecta; Hymenoptera; Vespidae. Gene Ontology annotation, biological process: centriole replication. The record is from RefSeq and is a predicted model, not a curated record. Gene Ontology annotation, cellular component: centriole; centrosome. The transcript is spliced from 4 exons.
GGAAAAAGAAUAGUUACGGCGCGUGUUGUUUAGAUGGCACCACCAGUAUUACGCGUGCGUCGAUUUUUGAUGUAUAAUUUGAAACUUCGUUCUCUUGUAUCUAAAGAUAUUUAAAAGUUUUCAAACAGAUGAAUCGAAACUCGAAUUAUUUAAUAUUAUCAUUGAAAUUAAUCAAUUACUCGAGAUUUACAAAUGUUUUUCAAUAGUGCUGGUGAAGGAUGAAUUAUUUGAACAGUAUAGGAGGCAGCGGUACGAGUACUGAUUCUGGACUCCAAUUGAACAAUGUCGAAGUGCUGUAUACUAAAGUGCAAAAGGUUUAUAUAAAACCUCAACAUAAAGAAGAAAGACAACGUGAACUUAGGGUGAACGUUGAAACUCAUGCUGGUCUUAGUCCUGUUUGUCGUAAGAGUUUAUGUGUUUUAUUGUCAGACGAUGAUGAUCCUUGCUUUUUAUAUUCUUUGUUUAUUGCUGAGGAAGAUUUUAAAGUACUGAAAGCUCAACAAGGUUUAUUAGUUGACUUUGACAAUUUUGCAACUCAAUUAAUAUGUUUAUUAGAACAAUGCAAUGUACCUGGUUCCAAUGUGUCAAAAGCACCACCCAAAUUUCUUUUGCUAUUAGCAGAAGAAAAUGGAGAAUGGACAUUCAAACUGGUUGAAACUAAUAAUUUUAAACAUCUAUGCCAUUUAAGUUUAUUCAUAUCUCCUGCUAACGAUUUUGAUUUGAGAACUCAUAUGGCUAUGAAAAUAAAACAAUUAAAAGAAAAUGUUUUACAAAAGAAUAGAGAUGUAGUUGGUUUAGAAACGCGAUUGAAUGACUUGACUAUUAAAUUUGAAUCUAAAACUAAAGAAUUAGAUCAAUUAGAACAAAGAUAUUUAGCAGAAAAAAGUCAAAUUCAAAUUAAUUCUACUCAGCAAAUAAGUAUCGAAAAGGACAGAUUUGCUCAGGCAAGGCUAGAAUGGCAACGUCAAAGCGACAAAGACAAAAUGGAGUUAGAACUUAGACAUACAGAAACUUUAAAACAAUUACAUGCUGAACUUGCUGAAUUGCGUACACAAAAUAUGAGUUAUAAGGAUAAAUUGUCAUAUCUUGAAGCCACUAACAAAGAGCAGAGUAAACAAUUACAGAAUAUUGAAAAAGAAUUAAAUCUUGCCCAAAAAGAAUUAGCACUUUUAAAGAAACAAAAUUCAAAAUUAGAUAUAGAUUUUCACGAAAAAGAUAAAGCCGUUAAUGGUUUACGUACGAAAGUAGCUGUACUUGAUCAAGAAUUAAAAGAUAAGGGUGUAAUUAUUAAUAAACAUAUGGAAAUGUUAAAAACAGCGAAAGAACAAAAACAACAAUUGGAGGAACUUUUAGCUGAUAAGGAAGGCCAAUUACAACGCAAACAAAAUUCUUUGAGAAGUUUAAGCGACGAGUUAGUAAAAGCUAAUGAAAUAUUAACAAAAUUACAAAAUGAAUUAGCUUCUACUAAAUCUAAAUUAAAACUGAGAACAAGUAUAGCAUUGGAACAAGAAAGAUUAUUAGAUAGUAAACAAAAGGAAGUUGGUCAAUUGGAAAGUAAAAUGGAAAUUGUAAAUAAAGAUAUUAAAGAGGCGAAAGUAGAAAUAGAACUCUUAAAAGAACAAGCAAAAGUAUUACAAAAUCAAUUGGAAGAAAAAGACAAAGUAAUCAAAAAUAACGAUAAUGUAAUCAAUUGGUUGAAUCGUCGUUUAGCUGACAAUCAAUCACCACUUCAGAGCACUACUACUCCAGCUCCAGUUACUAUUCCAUCAUCUGUACAAUUAACUUUACCAAGAUCAAACAAAUUAUAUGCAAAUAGAUUUGAAACACGAACACCUGCACCUGGCACUAUAGCACCUACUACAUUAUCAGGGUUGCCAUUAAAAAAUCCAAUAGUUCAAAAUCCAAAUAUUAAUCAAACUACUCGUACAACUGCCAGAUCCAUGGGAGUAGGAGAUAGUACAAUGGGUUUGUCUUCUAUUAACAAGGCUGGACAAAUUUCUAGUACCAGUACACCAAUGGAUCGCAUUAAUACUCUAAAUAAAUUACCAGGGAAUAUGCCAGGUAUGUCAUCUGUACCAGCUAUUGUAGAAAGUAAUAAUCCAUGCAUAUCUUCGAAUGGAACCAAAACAAAAGGUUCAAAUGUGGCAUUACAAGGUGGGUUAAGAAGAGCUGGUCUGUCGGACAAACAAAUUUUGCCUUCUGCUUAUUUCCCCAAAACUUUACAUUGACAAAGUUGCCAGACACAAUUUUGAUAAAAAAUAUAGUAUAAUUAAAUAAUUUAAUAUAUAUAUAUAAAAAAAUGUUAUCUAACAAAGUAUUUUUUUCAAAAUCAAAAUAUUUAGCUAAUAUAAAAGUAAUGCUGCCAUAAAUGUUGAAUCAAAAUUAUGAAUCAAACAAAAGUGUGGUAGUAUUUUAAAUUUAUUAUUAAGUGAAAAAGUACAAAAAUGUACAAAUAAGGUAUGAUCAAGAUAAGUAUUAUUACAUGACGUUUUUUAAAAACAAGAAUCUAAUACUUAUUAGUAUCAUAACCACAUAUAAAUAGACAAUUUUGUACAGUUUGAAGGUAAAAAUUGCACAGAUGCAAACACAUAUAUAUAAAUAUAAUUAAGAUAGUAUAAUGUUUGAUCUCUUAUAUUAUAAACAUAUUUACAACUACGUAUCUAUACCUGAAAAAAAAAAUGUUUAUUGAUCAUGUGCUGUUAAUGAAAAUAGUACCUUCCGCUUCUCAGUUUUUACUGAGACAGCAGGUCAUAUGUACCUGUAUCCAAGCAUGGAUUGAAAAUUGGUACUUUUGGUGCGUAAACGAGCUUUUAAAUUUAGAUAAUGACUUUAAAAAAUAUUUAUAAAAUGUUUUUGUUAAUGUGCCCUGAAGUAUCAAUUUUAAACAGUAACUGAAAAUAAGGUUUAUAAUAAAACCUACAAUGUGCGUCAUGUUAAUCACAUUUUUAUAUGCUAUAAAAAAUUAUGAUCACGUAUUAAUAGAUAUCUAACAAAGGCAUAAUUUAAUAAUAUAUAAAUCCAAUUAAGACUGUAAUGACUAUCAUAAAAUAAUUAGAUAUAUAAACAUUCAUCAAUUAGAUAUAAAAAUUAAAUAUUAAGAACUAAUGUGCCUUAUAUAUAUACAAGAUAGACUGGAAAAAUUCGUUACAUUCAAACUUUUUAGAGGGUUUUUCUACAAAAAAAUGUUUUAAUAUAUUAAUACAAUGACUCAUUAAAUACCAUGCAUGAAUCUCCACCGAACAAAUAUAAUGCAAUGGAUUGUUUCUAGUCUACCAGGUAUUUCAUUUCUUAUGACUUAUUAUUUGCACAGUAGUAAAUGAAAAUAUAAAUUUUAAAUAAUAAUAUAGUCCAUGUAUUAAUUUUUUAAAAAUAGAAUUUCGAUAAACGAGAAUAUGAAGAGCUUAAGCAUGCCAAUUUAUUAAAAUACACUGACAAACAGUAUUAAAUGUAAUAGAUAAUAGAUA